This is a messenger RNA of Mesorhabditis belari, 240 nucleotides long. Lineage: Eukaryota; Metazoa; Nematoda; Chromadorea; Rhabditida; Rhabditidae. The record is from the annotation of a GenBank genome assembly.
AUGGAGAGCUUCAAACCGCCGCGACACAUGUGGAGAUCGUGGAAAACGCAUUUGCUGACGAUCGGACUCGCGACAGGGAUCAUCGCUGUGGCUUAUGGGACGUUUCGAGUGGGCAUUUUGACGAAGAGAUUUUUGAGUGAGAACACAUUUGGACAACAUCAAGAAAUGGAGGACUUUUUGGCGCACAAAGCUGAGAUGGAGCAACGACGACGCGCGGCGCAAGUUACUCCUCAGCAGAAA